AUGGCUCGCUUCACCCUGGCCAUCUUACUGCUGUCCGCCCGCGCGCUGGCGGACGCGGGGUGCGUCGCCGACGGCACGUGCCCGACCUAUGAGGCCGAUACCUCCGCGCUUCUGCAGAGCCGGGCCUCACGCUUCGGAGCUACGCUGGCGCGGACAACGUGCCCAGGGAGCAACACCUCAUGUGCCGGCAACCAGUGCUGCCCCCGCACGCCCGGGCAGCACGGGGGGGACAAGACUUUCCCGUGCCCGAGCGCGGAUGCCGGCUGGGACGGCUGCGGAGCAAUACCUCAUGUGCCGGCAACCAGUGCUGCCCCCGCACGCCCGGGCAGCACGGGGGGGACAAGCCCGAGCGCAGACGAUGGCUGGGACGGCUGCGAGACCGGCGUCGCAGCUCUCGUGCAAGCUGAUACGGUGACGUGCCCAGGGAGCAACACCUCGUGUGCCGGCAACCAGUGCUGCCCCCGCACGCCCGGGCAGCACGGGGGGGACAAGAUUUUCCCGUGCCCGAGCGCAGACGAUGGCUGGGACGGCUGUGAGACCGGCGUCGCAGCUCUCAUGUGAGCGUGAUUCAUCUUGUUAAUUUUCCGUGCUGGCCAGAGGGCGCCGCUUCAAUGCGCACGCUGCUUACGUUGCCUGUGUCUGCAUCGAGACUCGCCUGCGUCAAGUCAGGGCCCUUGGUUUCCGUCUUGCAAUGGCAGCGAUGGCGCAUCUGUUUGAUCUCGAAUACCUAGUGUGUGCACCUCCCCGACCCGAUCAACUCCCGCUUUUCAUCCUGCGCACUUUUGCGAGAGAAGAGGGUUCGCCGAUCGCAACGCCCGUGCCUUCAGACUUUGGCACGUCUGUUGACGUGUCAACGAGGGCAAAGUUUUUGCAACCAUGAGUUCGCCACGCACGGACGUGCAAGCAUCUGCAGUUGACGGCCACCCAGGUGACUGGCAGCUGUAGAUCCGACUUUGAACUGCCAGCUGACAGGGGCUGUAUAGCGCAUGCAUCCAAUUGCCUGCACAUCCAUGGGUCCCGCAUAAAUACUAGUUCGCUCGCACCGCGGCACCGCGGUUUGCACAAAAAACGAUGUUGAUUCAAAUGCCGUUAUGCAUACUUGGUACUGUUGGGCACCUGUGUGGUUUUUAACGAAGACGCCUACGGCGACUCACCGCCGCCCCUUGCCCCUUUGGAAGCGCCUCAGUGGCCGACAGCUGGGCCAGAGCUCGGCCAAACUAUCGGGCCGGUUGUUCCCCG
Prorocentrum cordatum is the source of this 1239-nucleotide messenger RNA. Lineage: Eukaryota; Dinophyceae; Prorocentrales; Prorocentraceae. The record is from the annotation of a GenBank genome assembly.